Molecule: messenger RNA, 713 nt
Organism: Paramecium sonneborni
Lineage: Eukaryota; Ciliophora; Oligohymenophorea; Peniculida; Parameciidae
Source: the annotation of a GenBank genome assembly
AUGAACAGAGGAUUGGAAAAGACAAAUUAAUAAUAUUCUCAGUUAACCGAUUAAGGAGAGGAAUCUAACAUUCUUAUAUGUACUUAAGACCCUAUAACUUUAUAUAACAACGUAAAUUUUAAAGGAUGAGCAUAGUUUAUUAAAAUUUAUAACUUAGAUGAUAACAAAGUUAAUGGUAAUACUUUGUAAUACAUGACACCAAAUAAAGUUGUCCAAUUUAUACAUAACUAUUUAAGAAAUUAUUUGGGAAUGUUAGUUUUUUUCUUAAUACUUAUUUUGCUUCCUUUUAUUAAUCUCUUUUUUUACAUCUUGCUUUUUGUGGCUUGGUUUAAAUUACGUUAAAAUUAAUCUAUCUUCUAGUAGAAUUUAAGUAUGAUCAUUUAAAAUAAUUAUUAGGCUUGGUGAUGGAUCCCUUUGCAAAUAUGAUUGAAAAUCCAGAACUUUGUGAAAUGAUGAAUAAAAAUUAUGUUAUAUUUGAUAUGGAAAUUAAAGAAAAUGAAGGUUUGCACUUUUCUACUAGAGUCAAAGAAAUGAUUAAAGAUAGAUCUAAUGGAAAUAAUAAAAUUAAAUAUACAAUUUACAAUACAACAUUAAAGGAAUAAUUUUAUGGAUAUCCAAACUCAACAUUAACAUACAUGUAAUGGAUUGUAAUCUCCACUUUAAUUGUAGCAGCUUAAUUAAUAUUAAUGAUCAUUUAUUUUUCGAAAAUCUGA